Messenger RNA from Mus caroli (Ryukyu mouse), 5557 nucleotides. RefSeq names its product 5-hydroxytryptamine receptor 2A (gene Htr2a). Gene Ontology annotation, cellular component: dendrite; plasma membrane. The record is from RefSeq and is a predicted model, not a curated record. Lineage: Eukaryota; Metazoa; Chordata; Mammalia; Rodentia; Muridae. Gene Ontology annotation, molecular function: neurotransmitter receptor activity; G protein-coupled serotonin receptor activity. Gene Ontology annotation, biological process: phospholipase C-activating serotonin receptor signaling pathway; response to xenobiotic stimulus; serotonin receptor signaling pathway.
GAGGUCUGAGGAAGGAGGCAACCAGGAGGGGCUUAUUCUUCUGGAGCUCCGGGAGCCUCUUGAUACAGACAGCGUUUCCUACUUUCCCUGCGGCUCUUUUGUGUGACUUUGAGAGGGGCUCCCUAGUGACUGAUUCCUCUCUGUGCUCUCGCCUCAGCGAGCAGCCAGGCUCCGGGAGGGAGGACCGGACCAAGCUCAGCAGUGGCAGAAGCAGCCAGCACAGACUUCAACCAUGCUGGAACCGGCAUGCGGUUUUUGAAGUCAGCAGAAACAGAAAUCAAAUUACUAUCAUCUUAUGCUGCUAGAAGCUCAAAGAGAGGGGAUUCCACACUGGCCUAGUCACCAUGCGACAGGCGAGUCACAGGAUAGCGGACCCUGGCGACAAUGAAUGUAAGUUCCUCGGCUGCUGUCUUUUACUGCUGUGGGAUUUUCUUUCUGCUUAAAGUCACGCUUGGCUAGGAUGCCGUCAUUGCCGUGAGAAUUUCUGAUGUGGAAAGUUCUCUGCUGCGCUUCGGGAUGCGUUUUCCUUUCAUUAACUGAGCCAGAGAUACAAGCUGAAAUUCCUGACCACCGCUGCGGCGAUUCUGCCUGAGACUAAGAAGGGUUAACCCAAGUAUAUCCCCUUAUGAUGGCAUUAACAUUUUUAAUUGACUUCCUUAAUUAAUAUAGAGGGCACACAGCCCUCCCUCCUCGUUUUGGAUCUCAUGCUGUUUUAACUUUGUGAUGGCUGAACUCUUGGAAGCAGCAUAUCCAACCCGAGAAUUAGCUGAAAGAUUCUCACCGGAUACAAAACUUUUCUUCCUUAACCAGGAACACGUUUGUGUCUCCAAAUGCUCCACACUGCUUUUUUUGCCUUUGCUUCCGUGAGAACUUACAGCUCAGCCGUGGACUCUCCCUAGCACUGUGAAGCGAGGCAUAAUCAAGAGCCAUCACACUUCUGUAACUCUUACUAUGGAAGAGGAGAAGGCAGCCAGAGGAGCCACACAUGGUCUCCGCUUCAGCACGCCCUAGCUCCAGGACGUAAAGAUGAAUGGUGAGCCCCAGCUAUGACUCGCUAGUCUCUCCACACUUCAUCUGCUACAACUUCCGGCUUAGACAUGGAAAUUCUUUGUGAAGACAAUAUCUCCCUGAGCUCAAUUCCAAACUCCUUAAUGCAAUUAGGUGACGACUCGAGGCUCUACCCUAAUGACUUCAACUCCAGGGAUGCUAACACUUCUGAAGCCUCGAACUGGACAAUUGAUGCUGAAAACAGAACCAACCUCUCCUGCGAAGGGUACCUCCCACCGACAUGCCUCUCCAUUCUUCAUCUCCAGGAAAAAAACUGGUCUGCUUUAUUGACAACUGUCGUGAUUAUUCUCACCAUUGCGGGAAACAUACUGGUCAUCAUGGCAGUGUCCCUAGAGAAAAAGCUGCAGAAUGCCACCAACUAUUUCCUGAUGUCACUUGCCAUAGCUGAUAUGCUGCUGGGUUUCCUUGUCAUGCCCGUGUCCAUGUUAACCAUCCUGUAUGGGUACCGGUGGCCUUUGCCCAGCAAGCUCUGCGCUGUCUGGAUUUACCUGGAUGUGCUCUUCUCCACGGCGUCCAUCAUGCACCUCUGUGCCAUCUCCCUGGACCGCUACGUGGCCAUCCAGAACCCCAUUCACCAUAGCCGCUUCAACUCCAGAACCAAAGCCUUCCUGAAAAUCAUUGCUGUGUGGACCAUAUCAGUAGGUAUAUCCAUGCCAAUCCCAGUCUUCGGGCUACAGGACGAUUCGAAGGUCUUUAAGGAAGGGAGCUGCCUGCUCGCUGAUGACAACUUUGUCCUCAUAGGCUCUUUUGUGGCAUUUUUCAUCCCCCUAACCAUCAUGGUGAUCACCUACUUCCUGACUAUCAAGUCACUUCAGAAAGAAGCCACCUUGUGUGUGAGUGACCUCAGCACUCGGGCCAAAUUAUCCUCCUUCAGCUUCCUCCCUCAGAGUUCUCUGUCGUCGGAAAAGCUCUUCCAGCGGUCCAUCCACAGAGAGCCAGGCUCCUACGCAGGCCGCAGGACGAUGCAGUCCAUCAGCAACGAGCAAAAAGCAUGCAAGGUGCUGGGCAUCGUGUUCUUUCUGUUUGUUGUCAUGUGGUGCCCAUUCUUCAUCACCAAUAUCAUGGCCGUCAUCUGCAAAGAAUCCUGCAACGAAAAUGUCAUUGGAGCCCUGCUCAAUGUGUUUGUCUGGAUUGGUUAUCUCUCCUCAGCGGUCAACCCACUGGUAUAUACGUUGUUCAAUAAAACUUACAGGUCCGCCUUCUCCCGGUACAUUCAGUGCCAGUACAAAGAGAACAGGAAGCCGCUGCAGUUAAUUUUAGUGAACACUAUACCAACAUUGGCCUACAAGUCUAGUCAGCUCCAGGUGGGACAAAAAAAGAACUCACAGGAAGAUGCUGAGCCGACAGCUAAUGACUGCUCCAUGGUUAUACUAGGGAACCAACACUCGGAAGAGAUGUGUACAGACAAUAUUGAAACCGUGAAUGAAAAGGUUAGCUGUGUGUGAUGAACCGGAUGCUGGAACUAUUGCCCAGGGCGCGUGAACAAGUUUACACCCACGUGUGUGGGGGCGGGAUAAGGAGGCUCAGAUCAAAUUAGACUACUCCAGUGGACCAACUAUAAUUCCGGACAGCAUUUGAACUAGGAGUGUUGUGAUGCUUUUAACAUUGCCAAUGAGAUCUUUAAAAUCAUUGGCCUUUAUUGUACAAUUGUAAGGAGGCAUAAAAUCCAUCUAAAUAACUUCUAUUGUCAAAUAGAAACCAGGCUGCCAUGUUGUUGAUGGGUAGCAUGGGAGUGAGUUGGUGACAUAUUGUUGUAUAUAAAAAUAGCUAGAAAUACUGAAAAUAAUGAAUAGCCUCUUAAAAAAAACAAGUGUUUCAAAUUCACCACAACAUAUAUUUUGAAAAGAAAAAUAGACAGUAUUAUGACAUUUGUAUUGCUAAUACAAUUCAUUGAAAUACUUGACGAUAUUUUUCAUUCUUGCUUUUUUCAUAGAUGCCAUUUUGAAAUGUUCACAAGACCGCUGGCAUUUGCUGCAUUUGUCAUUAAUUCUCAGACGUGGAAGGGUCUUAAAUGUUAUUCAAUAACUCGCUGCUUUCUCUUCUGCUUCUUGGGCUUUACCUGAAUUUGCAAUAUGGUCUUGUUUCGUAUAUUUUUCUUCUAUGUAAACUAUCAAAGGGUAAUUCUACUUUUCCAAGUACAGUUCUAGAACUCGCUUCAAAGAAACAGCAUCCCGGAGGUAUUUGGUAACUCACUAGGGAAAUGACUGUGUUGCGCAUGCGCCCUUUGAGCAGUGACUAGUACAAAGAGUUGACUGUCACAGCUGAACAUUAAACUCAGGUUUUUCGCUGUUAGCAGUAGCUUCUUAGGCUAUUUCUGUAAAACUCAAGUGACUUUCAUAUUGACAGUUAUCAGGUAAAACUGGUGUUUUCAAAGAGCUGGGAACGUAGCUCCGUUGAUAAAAGAGUGCUUGCCUAACAUGCAGGAAAUCCUAGCGUGGAUGCCCAACACUGCAUAACCAGGCACCACGGUGCAUGGCUGUAAUCCUUGCACUUGGGAAGUGCAGGCGAGAGGAUCAGGAAUUCAGUCACCCUCAGCUAUUUAUCUAGUAUGAGGCCAAUGUGGAGUGCAUGAGAGACUCUGUCUCCAAACUAAAUAAAUAUGGGGUUUUAUUAAUGAUACUUUUAGAUUAAUGUAUUUAUAUUAUUUAUAAAAAUGGGUUAGCUUGGUUCCACAGUGAUCUGUUGACUGUACCUUAUGAGUGGAGCAGUUUCUUAGUUAAUAAGGAUAUUUUAAGAAAGAUAUAUAAGAUUUUUGCAUUAAAAACGACAACUUAAUUAGUUGUUAUCAAAAAAGUAUAUAGAUUCAUUUUCAGAAUCAACCAGUUCAUUUUUUUCCUUACCUGAUUCAGAAAAGAGUUUGUAUCAACUCUUGAGAAUUUUUUUAAAUAAUUCUCAUUGGUUAUAUAUGUUUGCCAAGGAAACAAGGAAAUGGGAAAAUAUCAAUUGAAUCAAAGAUUGCUUGUAAUGCAUAAAAAUAAACACCACAAAUUGGGUCCAAUUCAUAAAUACAAGGUAAAAGCAAUAUUUUUGUUCCUUCCCUCUAAAACUACAUUCAUUUUGCUCUGACAGACACUAGCUUCCAGUCAAAAAUCAAGUAUCAGCUACCAUAACGUUCAGUAGAAAUGGCUACUACAGACUAACAAAGGCCAGCUAUAGUGAAUCCACCAUGACACUGUGACACACCGGUGAAUUGCACAUUACUGUUGAGACAGAGUAAAAGGCUGAAACAUCCUUAUUGGCUACAAAGGUGUUAUGUUGCAAGCCUUUGGGAAAUGUUACAGGUUUAGGAACUAAAGCAUGUAGAAAACUUCAUCAUGUACGUUGGAAAUUAAGGUUUUCCUAAGUAUGUCUUACAGACACUUUGAAUGAUGGUCGUCAUGGCUUCAGGUCCAAAAUUUAUAACAUGUCACCAGUCCCAAGUCUGUACUUAAAAGAAGUUAGUCCUUAGUGAUUUAGACCAUACUGACUAAUAAAAAUAGAAGUGUUAAGAAGCCUGCUCUAAUGUGUUUUGCCUUAGUUUGAAACUCUGCACAUGCCAAUGCAUAUUAAGCAAAGGGUUACAGAUUCUAUUCCAUGAACUUAAUCUUCAUCAGAAUGAACACAAACCCCGCCGAAAGGUGUCUUCUGACUACACAUAUAUUACCAGUGUGUAUGUGGCGUUUCCCUCUCUGUAACUAUCUCUUAAAGUGUAUAUAAGAAAACGUGUACCUGUAUAUAUAUAUGUACAGACAUGUUCCAUGCACUUUAUUCAACAUUUAUAUAUUUAUAUGAAGAAGAGCAAGUGGUGAAAACAUACACACGUGCAUGUUUGAAUCAUGUUGAUCUAAAUGUGAAUUAAUGUUCUAAUGUUCCCAUGACCUUCCAUGACUGCCAAAGGAGGUUCCUGUGUAACAGAGAUACGCUUUAAAUAAACUGGAAGAUGCUUUAAUAUAAGGAAAGAGUUUAACACGAUUCUAUCAGGGUGUUGAAAACAAUCGUCUAUAUUCGGUUUAUUAAUCUGAAGUUGAAUGAUAACUUUAGGCCUCUCUUUAGUCUGGUACUUCUAGACAUCUAUGGCUUCUUAGAUACACUCCUCUCCCCAGGAGGGGAGGAAAAAUAACCAUUGAAUGAUUUAUGGAUCCAUGAUGAAAGGAUUCACUUCUAGUCAAUAUUAUUAAGAGUAACAAACUUCACUCUUCUUUAAGUUGAUUGAUAGAGUCUACUAGACUUAAGGGAUUCAACGCCAUAUUGAAGAAAACCUCAGUUAAAGCUUACAUAAUCUAUUGGACCACAGCGCCAUCUCAUGGUCAGUUUUGAAAAAUGCUACUGUAGUCCAAACCGCUACCGGGCUGCUUUUAGCAAAAGGGUUCUUCUCCCAUUUUGUGCACUGAUGAAACAUAUUUAUAAAAGUGUUAAGUUAUUCUGUGCCAUAAUGUAACAAAUACAGUGAAGAUUUAUUUUAUGUACUGGUUUUAAUCUAUUCUAAAAUAUUUCAAGAAUGAAUGAUUAA